Messenger RNA from Loxodonta africana (African savanna elephant), 25004 nucleotides. RefSeq names its product ectopic P-granules 5 autophagy tethering factor (gene EPG5). Gene Ontology annotation, biological process: autophagosome maturation. Lineage: Eukaryota; Metazoa; Chordata; Mammalia; Proboscidea; Elephantidae. Gene Ontology annotation, cellular component: cytoplasm. The record is from RefSeq and is a predicted model, not a curated record. The coding region runs from base 11980 to 19842 and encodes 2620 amino acids. The transcript is spliced from 45 exons.
CAUUUGUCUGUAGAGAGCAAAAUCUUAAAACUUUUAAUUAGAGAAAUUAGAAAUAUUAAUCACGUUUUUUUUUCUCCAAAUAAGUAAUGAAAGUAAAGCCUAGAUAGGUUAAUGAUAAGCCCAUAGUAAUGCAGUUAAUGAGGAAACUUAGGUUAAAGUAAAAAAUCCUGACACUCAGUCUAGUAGCUUAAUAAUUAUUUUAUUUAUUUAUAUUUAUAUGUCUCUGCCUAUGGAGCCCUGGUGGUGCAGUAGUUAGGAGCUCAGCUGCUAACCAAAGGGUCAGCGGUAUGAAUCCAGCUGCUCCUUGGAAACCCUAUGGGGCAGUUCCACCCUAUCCUAUGGGGUCACUGUGAGUUGGAAUCUGUGGCAUUGGGUUUGGUUUUUGGUUUAUCUGUCUAUAGAGAGAAUGUUUAAUACUUAAAAAUGGUCAGUUAUGAGGAUUUUUUUCUCUCAAGUUAUUUAAAACAAAGUUUCUAAAUGAAAAAAUUAAAAAUGUUAAACUUUUAAAUCCAUCAUGAAAAACCAAUUGCUCAGUUUAUUGACAUAUUUUAGGCAACUUCCCUAUGCAAACAUAUUUUGUUUCUAUAUUUGUAAAGUUUAUGAAGAAGUCUACAUUUCAGAGGCAUUUGGUCAAACAAGAAACAAGCUUUUCUGCACCCUCCAAGUCUAAUCAGUCAUUAUGUCUUGCUAGUUGUACUUCCUAAGUAUUUUCCUGAUUUUGCCCAUUUCUCUCAGUCUUACUACCACGACCUUUCUCCAGAAUACCUUCAUCUUUGGAUUUCUGUUAACCUGGCCUUUCCUCAUCAUUCUUGCUGCCCAUUCUCUGAACUGAAGCUGGCCCGGUAUUUUUAAAAUAAAACUGCUCAGGCCACUUUCUUGCUGAAAACCCUUAAGAGGUUUCCUGUUAUCUGGAAGUUAGAGUCCGAAGUCCUUACUUUGGACAGAGAGCCCCGCAUGACCUGGUUUCCAUUUUCCUCCUCAGACUGAGGCCUACCACCACUAUCUCUUUGGAUUUCCAACCGUGUAUGUCCUUUCCUGCUUCAGGACCUUUGGCCAUGCUGUACCCUCUGUCCUGGCAGUCUUUCUGCCCCCUUUUACCUCGCUCCACUUAAACCAGUUGUCACUGAGUCCACUCUGACUUACGGUGACCCCCUAUGUGUCAGAGUAGUACUGUGUCCCAUAGGGUUUUCAAUGGCUGAAUUUUUGGAAAUAGAAUGCCAGGGCUUUCUCCCGAGGCACGUCUGGGUAAACUCAAACCUCCUACCUUUUGGUUAGCAGCCAGACAUGCUUUAUUCAUGAGGUCUUAGUUUAAACACUAGUUCCUCAGAGAAGCUUUUCCUGAUUACCCUCAUGUUACCCCCCUGCCCCAAAGUAGCACUCUGUACCCCUUUGUGUCACUUAUCUCACUUGUCUUUAUGUUGUCAACAUUUCUCUUCCCCUUUAGAUUGUGAACUAAUGAGGGAGGAACCUGUCUUGUUCACAGAUGUAUUCCCAGUGCCCAUUACAGCACUAGUGGUCACUGGAUAAUGUUUGUUGAAUGAAGGAGUAAAUGCCAGUAUUGAAGAUAUUUCCAGGCUUUGUCACUCAGAAUGAUUUACUCCAGAAAACUUUCCCCUGACUUGUGUGAAAAUGCAAAUGGAAGAAGUCCAUGUCACCAGGAGGACCCUCAUACUUUUUAGUCUAGAAAAUUAAUUCUUCUUUCAGAGUAAAUAGAUUCAUUUCCUAGUGCUGGCCAUAGUUUGGUCAUGGUUAUAAAGCCCUGCAUUAAUGAAACCUUUACUAUCUGUGGUAUAAUUAGUUACCUGGUUAUGGAAUCAUAAAGUGGUGGCCCAAGUUUCAGAUCAGGAAGUAAAUAGUGUCAUGUGGUUUUUCCUUUAGAUAGUUUGAGAGGCUUCUGGAUUUUAGCAAGCAGCUGACCUACGUUUCUCAGUGUUAAUCAUCUGAUAGAUGAUUUCACCUUGCUAGCUUGUUAUUAUUUGGUGCUUAUCGCCUGAUAGCUAAGAGAUAGUCCUAAUAAUAUUUUCAUUCUUUUAAUAUGUUUCUCUGCUAAAAUAUCACCCAAGCUAGAGGACCCUGACUUUGCUGAUCUUGGUAGACUAUGGAUUUGAAACAGUAGAUGCUUAGAUUUGAAACUACUCUGCAGAAGUAGUGUGUUUUAAAGUUAUAUAAAGUAUUUUUACAGUUAAUAUUAGUUUGUAAAUGCCAACAACUCACUAACACUAAGAACGUAUAGUAACUACUAAUGACAGACUGAGAUGUGUCCUGGAAAGCUGAUAACAGUGAGCUGUUUAUAAUUCCCAUCCUCCAUUGUCCCUUGUUGUUAGUUGCCCUGGAGUCAGUUUUGACUCACUGCGACCCCAUGUAUGCAGAGUAGAACUGUGCUCCAUAGGGUUUUCAAGACUGUGACCUUUCGACAGCAGACUGCCAGGCCUGUCUUCCAAGGCUCCUCCGGGUGGGUUCGAACUGCCAACCUUCGGCUGGUAGUCUAGUGCUUAACUGUUUGCGCUACCCAGGAUGCCUCUUGCUCCUUAGCCGAGAUGAUUUCUACCUUUUGACUCUUCCCUUUCAUGAGUGUUUAUAGGAGUGGAGGUGGGGGAUGCUGUAUAUUAUUAUUUAGCUCCUUUUGUGCCUCCUAUGGUGCCCUGAUGGCACAGUGGUUACGAGUUUGGCUGCUAAUGAAAAGGCCGACAGUUUGAAUCCACCAACCGCCCCUUGGAGACCGUAUGGAGCAAUUCCACUCGUCCUACAGGGUUGCUGUGAGUCAGAAUCGACUUGAUGGCAAUGGGUUUGGUUUUUUUUGGUGCCUCCUGAGAGUCAUUCAUUUGUUGAACGAAUACUCGUUGAUCACCUUCUGGUCUCAGGAACUGUUCUAGGCAUUUGGUGUGUAACAUACAAGAAAAUAAAAAGAAUGUGGCCUUAAUGAGGUUUAUGUUUUAGAGGGAGAAGACAGAUAAACAAAGCAAACAUAAAAUAUCAAUAAAAUAUAUGUUAGAAGGCGAAGUGGUAUGGAAAAAAGAAGAAGAAUAGGGCAAGGGUGUGGUGAUUACUGGUGAGAGAUCAGGAUGGGUUGCAGUUUUAAAUAGGUGGUCAAGGUAAUUCUUCCUGAAGGUGACAUUUGACUCAAGUUGUGAAAGAGAUGAGUUAGUCAUGUGGAUACUGGGGAUAGUUUUCCAGGCAGAGGCAAGAGCCAGGGCAAAGGCCCUAAGGCAGUGACAUGCCUUUCUUGUCCCAGGAACUGGGAGGAGGCAGCAUAGUUAGGGUAGUAGGGGGCUGAAAUCAGAAAGGUGUAACAAGAAGAGCAGGUCAUGUAGGAUCUUGUAGGCCAUUGUGACGACUUUAGCUUUUACUCUGAGUGAAAUAUGGAAUCAUUUUAGGAUUUUGAGCAGAGAAGUGACAUGAUCCAACUUAAGCUUUAAAGGAUCACUGUGGCUGCUAUAUUGAGAAUAGACUGAAAGGGAGCAGAGGUAGAUUCAGAGACCCAGUAAGUGACUACUGCAAUAAUCCAGGCAAGAGGUGAUGGUGGCUUUGACCAGAGUCGUGGAAUUGAAGCUGGUGAGAAGUGCUUGAAUUCUGGGGAGUUUUUUUUUUUUAAUAACUUUUAUUGUGCUUUAAGUGAAAGUUUACAAAUCAAGUCAGUCUCUCACACAAAAACCCAUAUACACCUUGCUACACACUCCCAAUUACUCUUCCCCUAAUGAGACAGCCCGCUUUCUCUUCUGGGGAGUUUUUGAAGGUAGAGUCAAGAUCGGCUGAUGGCUUGGAUGAAGGAUAUGAGAGAAGUUAAUCAAGGAUGACUCUGAGAUGGAGAAGGCUGAAGAUGGAACAGGUUUUGAGGGAAAGAUCAGGAGUGUGGUUUUGGACAUGAUAAUUUUAGAAUAAAUGUUUCUUAGCCAUCCACAUGGAGAUGUAGAGUAGGGUUGGUUAUGGGAAUCUGGAGUAUGGAGAGAGCUCUGGGCUAGGGGUAAAGAUUUGGGCAUCAUCAGCAUAUCGAUGGUAUUUAAAGCCAGAGACUGAAUGAGGCCAUUUUGGGAGUGAGUGUAGAUAAAAAAGACGACCAAGGACUGAACCCAGGAACACUCCAAUUUUAAGAGGUUGGGGAGAAAAGGAGGAACCAACAAAGGGGUAUGAGAAGGAGCGAGCAGUGAGAUAGGAGGAAAACCAGGAGAGUGUAGUGUUCUGGAAGCUGCAUGAAGAAAGUGUAUCAGGAAGGAGAGAGAGAUUAAUCAUAUAAAAUGCUGUUAAUAUAAGAUUAUUAAGAGCAACACCACAGAAGUAGCAUUGUUAUGUUGUAUUCAUAACAAAAUGUAUAAUCUCCACUGUUGUGUAGGAUUUUAUCUUAGAAAUUAAUAGAUACUCAGGUUUAUCAUGCAUAAACUUGUUUAUUGCAAGGAAGUCAUGGCAAGGCACACAAGUAAGACCUCACAACAUUGAUUUGGAACAGGAGAAUCAAAAUUAACAAUUACAAUGUUAAUUAAAUGGCUGAAGUUGAAAUCUUUAGAAUUCAGGCUUUUACCUUUAACAGGACAUCUCAGGAGGAAGGCUUAACCAUGGCUUGAACUUGGCGGAGGUCCAUCAUAGCUAGAGUCCAAGGUGGGCUACAGUAGACAAAAUCUUAGUUCCAUUGCUACCUUCUCUUGGUGAGUGAGCAGAAAUCUAGGGUUUAUAUGUGAAUUUGUCACCUUGGCUCCACAGGACAAGGACCACUGCGAUGGCAAAGACUAGUACAGAAUGUCUUUUGUCCAAGCUUAGAGAGUAGCUGAAUGAUGCAUCUUUUCUUCAAGGUUAAAGAUUAGGGAGGUUGUUUAGAUUUAUAUCGUUUUCUUGUGUCACAGCUUGCCGGGUCAUAGUGAACUUCAAGAUUGUUUAUGUUCUUUACAUACUUCACAUGCUUCUGUGUUCCUAUGUCUAAGUUCAGAAAUUUUCUAAGAAACUUUCUUAUGACUUACAGGUUACUAAUGAGUUGUAGUUAAUGUUAGAGAGUCUCAUAAAGGUAUACAUAUUUCUAUUUCUAAAUUCAUAUUAUGAGUGCUUAUACAUAUGUGUUUUGAAAGCAUAACGAUAACAUAUACCUUAUGGGAUCUGAGGUUGUUACAGAAACAUACAGAACACCUACCCUUCCACACAGCCUUUCUACUUGUUUAGCAUUCUUGUAUAUCCCAAGGAGAGCUGGUGAAGUUGCUCUGAGAGCUCCUGAUUUGACAGUUAGGCCAAUGUGUCCAAGCCCUUUUUUUAUCUAUUCUGUUCCAGACGUUGUGCAAAGUGCUAGAGACACAGACAUGAGUGGUAAACUGACACUGCCUUUAAAAUAAUCCGAUGAUAAGUAUUCUACAAAAUGUGUAAAAUCAGACCUUCCAUCAUUUGUGAAGAAGCAGCUCAUCAUUAUUUUAAAGGAAGGAAAGGAAUUAUAACUUUUUUAUUGAAUAAAAUUCAUAGAACUUCAAAUGAUGGGUAGAAGCUUAACAGUUUGUUAUAUAGAACUUUAAAAAAAAAACUUCUUUUUUCUGAUUAUAAAAGUGCUUACUUUAAAAAAAUGUACAUAUGAAUGUAUGUCCCCACGCACGUACAACCCAGAAAUGAAAUUCCCAGAAUUCGGUCUCCUGGAGAUGACUGUUGAUAGCAGUUUGUUAUGGGUUCUUCUUUUCUUCCCAGGAAUGCGUCAGUACUCCAGAGCAUAUUUACUGUAAUGAUAGAAUUGUGUUUUUCUGUGUUUGUUAACAACUCAUCUAUAUAAUUUCCUGAAAUUUUUUUCUCCUGUGGAAUGAUUUCAUUAUUGGUUCUCUACUGUAUGCAACUCUUACUUGGAGACAAAAAGUAAAGAAAUAUAGAUUCUUCUUAAUCUGCCUGGACAUUUUUAUCAGAAAUUACUAUUGCCACUCUUGCUCUUUUUUGAUUGUUGUUUGCUUGAUAAAUUUUUUCCAUCCGUUGAGUUUCAGUUUAUUUGUAUCUUUAAGUCUAAGAUGUGUCUCUUUUAGGCAGCAUAUACAUAGGGUCAUUUUUUUUAUCCACUCCCUGUCUCUUUAUUGGUGCGUUUAGUCCAUUUACAUACCUAUUGAUAAGUACGAGUUUAGUACUGUCAUUUUGCUGUCUUUUUGUGUAUGUGUGUUGUUGACAGUUUCUUUUUUCCAGUUAAUUUUCUGUGCGGAGUAGUUUUUCUUUAUAUAUUGUCUUUUCCUCUUUUUCGUUGUUGUUGAUUUUGUACUUGCUGAGUCUUUAUGUUUUUCUUGUUUUUUAUUUUGAUGUGUAGGAUUGUUAGUUUCCUUUGUGGUUACCUUAAUAUUUAUCCCUAUUUUUCUAAGUUUAAACCAAACCUUUAUUUCUUUAUAUCGCCUUGACUUCAUCUCCAUAUGAAAGAUCUAUGACUACAUUUUUUAGCCCUUCUUUUGUUCAUUUAAUGUUGUCGUCUUUUACAUAAUGACGUCUCUGUUUCCCUGUUUUGAGCGUUUUAGCCUUGAUUUAUUUUUGUGAUUCCCCUAUCUGGGUUGAUAAUCUGGUUGCUCCUUUUUGUGUUCUAGUCUUGGGUUAUUAUCUGAUGUUAUUGACUUUCUAACUAGAGGACUUCCUUUAGUAUUUCUUGUAAUUUUGAUUUGUUUUUUGCAGAUUUCCUAAACUUUAUCUGGAAAUGUCCUAAUUUCGCCUUCAUAUUUGGGAGACAAUUUUGCUGGGUAUAUAAUUCUUGGCUGGCAAUUUUUCUCCUUCAAGGCUUUAUGUAUGUCAUCCCAUUGCCUUCUUGCCUGCAUGGUUUCUGCUUAGUAGUUGGAGCUUAGUCUUAUUGACUCUUCUUUGUAGGUGACUUUUUGUUUGUCCCUAGCUGCUCUUAAAAUUCUUUCUUUGUCUUUGGUUUUGGCAAGUUUGAUUGUAAUAUGUCUUGGUGACUUUCUUUUGGGAUCUACCUUGUGUGAGAUUCGAUGAGCAUCUUGGAUAGAUACCAAGGAAGUUUUACGAUAUCAAGGAAGUUUUCUGCCAACAAAUCUUCAACAAUUCUCUCUGUAUUUCCUGUUAUUCCCCCGCCCCUCCGCCCGCCCUGCCCUCCUCUGGUACUCCAACCACUCAUAGGUUGUUUCUCUUGAUAGAGUUCCACAUAAUUCUUAGGGUUUCUUCAUUUUUUAGAAUUCUUUUAUCUGAUUUUUCCUCAAAUUUGUUAGCAUCCAGAGCUUUAUAUAAUUUGAUAUUGACUGUUGUCUCUGAGCCAUCUAUGAGCUACUCUAUUAGUUUAUUUUAUGUUUGCUUACUGUAUCCUAGCUUAUUGCUUUGUUUUGUUUUGAUAUGCCCAUAUGGGUUGCUUGAGUGAGCUAGCUUGACUGUUUUCACCUUUGAAGCUCUCACGUUCUGUCACCAGAUGGCUAGAGCUGUUAUCAGGUAUAUUAGUCUAGGAGUCCAUUCACUUUUCUUGUAUGGAUUCAGCUCAGGUGUCCAGGUAGCUGGUCAUCAAAUGUGUGGUACAAGCUCCGUCCUACAGUCUUAGAGGGGCAGGGGUGAUUGGUGUAGGUACUGGUAUCUGGUUGCAGCAGGGGGUCACGCUAUGAACAAGGCAGGGGGCUGAGAAUCAUCCCCCGAGUGUCUCUGAGGAAAGCACGUCCCUCUUCCCUAGAGCGUAUAGGUAGGUGGGUUUUGCAGAUGGUCCAUGGGCACCCAGCGCUUCUGGUUGUAAGGACUAGGAGGUACCAGUUAUCCUUGGACCCCGGUUGCAGGUGGCUGGGUGACCUGAGUGGAGCCACCAGUCCUUAGGCCCCUGAUGUGGGUAGGUGAGGACCCUGUUUAAUAGGCAAAGCGGUGUCAAACAUCAGAUACCCACCUCUCCACUGCACAGCUAUAACGGUUGCAGUCUGGCAACAAGGGCCUGUUCCCCUGAAACAGGCCCACACAGGUCCAUGCAGGAGGGAAAGGUAUUCAAAGUCCAUAGACCGUUUAUGCCUGGACAGGAGCCGCUUCUGUCCUGAGCUCCCCAGGUUAGUGGACCUGGCAAAUGAUCUUUUCCCCCAGUUGUGAAUUUAUUCCUUCUCCAAGGCCAGGAGAAUGGCUCGGGAUGCUCACAGGGCCUAUCUCAGGCCCAGGGAAAUCAAGAGCCUCUGAAGCCAGCUUGGGGGCGGGGGGCAUGGUAAAAUAUAUGCAAGUACUUAGCUUUUGCCAAGAGUGCCAUUCUUCUCUGGUUCUGAAGGUGUGAGUAAGCUAUGCGGCUGGCUGCUUCUCCCUGAGGAAACUGCCAGCCCACCACAGCCGCUCCUGGGAAUGGUGCUGAGGGAUCCUGGCGAUUUAGGUCUGGCAACUCCUCUCAGCUUCUGAACUGUCUCUCCCUCCCCCUGCCUCUCAGUCUGUUUUCUAACUUUGGCUUUGGUGUUCAGGGCUCCUAGCUUGUCGUAAAUAUAAUUGUUUCACUUGUUUUUCCAGGUCUUUAUUGUGAGAGGGAUUGCCAGAAGCGUCUCGCUAUUCCACCAUCUUGGCACCGCCCAUCGGUGUCAAGUGCCUUAUCUUCACUCUCACUAAUUCUGACCUCCAUUGCCUCAGUUCUGCUCCUAUGACUUUGACUGAGUUGUCUAAUUCUGAAUUUCUGUUUUUUUGUCUCUCUGUGAAUUCUUGCAGACUAUUAAAUUUGUCACUAUGCUGUUCUCUAAUCUUCUUAAGUUCCUCAAAUGGUAUGCUUGGACAUAUUUAGUUGUAAGAAAAAUGCCUUUUGCUUAAAAUAAACUUACACAUGCACUAACUUUUGCACCAAAAAUCCAGAAAACCAAACCCACUGCCUUUGAGUCACUUCCGACUCAUAGCAACCCUAUAGGAAAGGAUAGAACCGCUCCAUAGGGUUUCCAAGGCUAUAAUCCUUACAGGAGCAGACUGCCACAUCUUUCUCCUGUGGAGCAAUUGGUGGGUUUGAAUGGCUGGCCUUUCAGUUAGCAGCAGAGCACUUUAACUGCUGUACCACCAGGGCUGCUUCCCAAGAGGGGCUAGAUAGGUUAAAAAAAAAAAAUGGUCUCUGUGUUGAUCAUCUGGCCACAUUGUUGUUGUUGUUAGGUGUUAUCGAGUUGGUUCUGACUCAUAGUGACCCUAUGUACAGCAGAACAAAACACUGCCUGGCCCUGUGCCAUCCUCACAAUUGUUGCUAUGUUUGAGCUCAUUGUUGUAGCCACUGUGUCCAUCCAUUUCCUCUUUUUCGCUGACCCUGUCUUUUACCAAGCAUGAUGUCCUUCUCCGGGGACUGGUCCCUCCUGAUAAGAUGUCCAAAGUAUGUGAGACAAAGUUUUACCAUCCUUGGUUCUAAGGAGCAUUCUGGCUGUACUUCUUCCAAGACAGAUUGGUUUGUUAUUCUGGAAGUCCAUGGUAUAUUCAAUAUUCUUUGCUAACAUCAUAAUUCAAAGGUAUCAAUUCUUCUUCAGUCUUCCUUAUUCAUUGUCCAGCUUUAUGUGCAUAUGAGGCGAUUGAAAAUUCCAUGGCUUGGGUCAGGGGUACCUUAGUCCUCAAAGUGGCAUCUUUGCUUUUUAACACUUUAAAGAGGUCUUUUAUAGCACAUUUGCCCAGUGCAAUGGGUUGCUUGAUUUCGUGACUGCUGCUUCCACUGGCAUUGACUGGAUCCAAGUAAGAUGAAAUCCUUGACAACUUCAAUAUUUACUCAUUUUAUCAUGAUGUUGGAGCCCUGCUAGUGCAGUGUUUACGAGCUCAAAAUUUCGGCAGUCCGAAUCCACCAUCCACUCCUUGGAAACCCUAUGGGGCAGUCCUACUCUGUCCUGUAGGGUCACUGUGAGUUGGAAUCUACUUGAUGGCUACAGGUUUGGUUUUUUUUGGGGGCGGGUAUCAUGAUGUGCCUGUUCCCAAGAAAGGUGAUCCAUCCGAAUGUGGAAAUUAUCAAACAAUAUCGUUAAUAUCACACACAAGCAAAAUUUUGCUGAAGAUCAUUCAAAAGCAGCUGCAGUGGUAUAUCGACAGGGAACUGCCAAAAAUUCAGGCCAGGUUCAGAAGAGGAUAUGGAACCAGGGAUAUCAUUACUGAUAUCAGAUGGAUCCUGGCUGAAAGCAGAGAAUACCAGAAAGAUGUUUACCUAUGUUUUAUUGACUAUGCAAAGGCAUUCGACUGUGUGGAUCAUAACAAAUUGUGGAUAACAUUGUGAAGAAUGGGAAUCCCAGAACACUUAAUUGUGCUCAUGAGGAACCUGCGCGUAGAUCAAGAGGCAGUUGUUCAGACAGAACAAGAGGAUACGGAUUGGUUUAAAGUCAGGAAAGGUGUGCGUCAGGGUUGUAUUCUUUCACCAUACCUAUUUAAUCUGUAUGCUGAACAAAUAAUACGAGAAGCUGGACUAUAUGAAGAAGAACGGGGCAUCGGGAUUGGAGGAAGACUCAUUAAUGACCUCAUUAUGCAGAUGACGCAACCUCACUUGCUGAAGGUGAAGAGGACUUGCAGCACUUUCUAAUAAAGAUCGAAGACCACAGCCUUCAAUUUGGAUUACACCUCAACAUAAAACAAAAAUCCUCACAACUGGACCAAUAAGCCACAUCGUGAUAAACAGAGAGAAGAUUGAAGUUGUCAAGGAUUUCAUUUUACUUGGAUCCACAAUCAACAGCCUUGGAAGCAGCAGUCAAGAAAUCAAAAGAUGCAUUGCAUUGGGCAAAUCUGCUGCAAAAGACCUCUUUAAAGUGUUGAAAGGCAAAGAUACUGCCUUGAAGACUAAGGUGCGCCUGACACAAGCCAUGGUAUUUUCAAUUGAAUCAUAUGCAUGUGAAAGCUGGGGAACGAAUAGGGAAGACCAAAGCAGAAUUGAUGCCUUUGAGUUGUGGUGUUGGCGAAGAAUAUUGAAUAUACCAUGGACUGCUGAAAGAAUGAACAAAUCUGCCUUGGAAGAAGUACAACCAGAAUGCUCCUUAGAAGCAAGGAUGAUGAGACUGCCUCUUACAUAGUUUUGGUAUGUUGUCGGGAGGGAUCAGUCCCUGGAGAAGGACCUCAUGCUUGGUAGAGUACAGGGUCAGCAGAAAAGAGGAAGACCCUCAACAAGAUGGAUUAACACAGUGGCUGUAACAGUGGGCUCAAACAUAACAAUGAUUGUAAGGAUGGCGUAGGAGUGGGCAGUAGAACUGGGCACUGUGCUACAUAGCGUCGCUAUGAGUCAGAACCGACUGAAUGGCACCUAACACAACAACAACAAUGAUGUUGCUUAUUGGUCCAGUUGUGAGAGGAUUUUUGUUUUCUUUAUGUUGACGACGUUAGCUGUUGCUAUUAUGAUGAUUAUGAUUAUUCCCAGAAGGUAGAUCUGUUGGGUGUGGGUGUGCAAAUUUGGGAGUAUAGUAGUAGCAUUAGCAUCAUUUUGCUUAGUUGAAAGGGAGAAUUUGAAAUUGCCAUGGCAAUUCUGCAGGGGUUUGAGAGUAACCAGAUAGCUGGAGCUGGAGCAAAGUGUUGGAGAGGGAAAAAGAGGUUAAAAAUCACCUGAGGAACAGUCUAGGGAAGAACCCUUGGUGUGGCUGCCUGAUGGAGAGGUGGGUUUGUUGAGUGUUCCUGAAUCCUCUGGCUCAUCUCUUGACUGCUUCCAGCUUGCUCACUUCUCUGUCUUUCUCCCAGUCAGCAUUUAAUACCCUCAGAGAUCUCUUUUGCUUAAGGAAAGAGAAUAAAAAUCUCCGUCCAUUCUACAUUUCAUUUUCAGCUAUGUACUUUUCAUUAAGCUCUAAACUCACCGAAUGUCUUUCUUUUUUUAACAGCUUUACUGAAAUGAUUCACAGACCAUACAAUUCACCCAUUUAAAGUGUACAAUUCAUUGUUUUUAGCAUGUUCACAGGGUUGUACGAUGAUCACCAAAAUCAGUUUUAGAAUAUUUUUAACAACCCAAAAAGAAACUCCGUACUCAUUAAGUCCCUUUCCAUUCCCUCUCCAAACCACCAGGACCUGGGCCACCAUUAUCUAUCUGUAGAGAUUUUCCUAUUCUGGACAUUUCAUAUAAAUGGAAUCAUGUAAUAUGUGGUCCUUGUGACUAGGCUCUGUCACUUAGCAUAAUGUUUUUAAAGUUCAUCCAUGUUAUGUUGUAGAGAAGUCAAGUGGAGCCACGAGGAGCCCUCACCACUGCUCUUGAGGCCGUGUUGCUUGGUGAUGAUCACAGCAAACCCCUACUUCUCCCCAUAUCCAUCCCAGAGGUCCUGCGUCCCCCAGGAGUGUUUGAAGAUUUGCAGGGUGUGGGCAUGCAAGGAAAAAAAGAAAUGUGAAACCCUUCAGAGAGAAGAGCCUGAUGAAAUCUCCCUUCCAAAAACUUCCAGAGAGCAGGAGAUCCCACCUCCAGUUUGUGAAAUCAAAGGAGACCAUUUGAAAGCAUUAGCUGAUUCCCAGCUGCAGAAUGAUGCCAGUGAACAAAAUGAGAGUGAAAUGUUUGAUGUACCACUCACCUCCUUAACUGUGAGCAGUGAUGGGUCCGCAUCAUGUAACACCGAGACCCUAAAGGACUGUGUCGAGGAUGAAGAAAUCAAGCCAAAGAUUGACCCCGGAGACAACACUGGAACCAAAGUAGAGCCUCCCGAGAACUUUACAGAAGUAGAGGAAAAUAAAUCUGUACAAUGUGGACCUUCAGAAAGCACGUUGCAGUCUGAUUUUUCUCAUCCUCAGCAGGAAGUGGGAAAUUUACAUGUCAGAGAGACUCACAAUAGGACAGAAGACAAACAAGCCCAGGGUCUUUCUUUAGAGGUGCUACACAGUGUCGGCUUGCAGAGUUCCUGUGAAGUCACAGAUGUUCUUCAGCCACCUAGAGUGAAAAAACUCUAUCCCCAGUUGCCAGCUGAGAUGACUGGAGAAGAACCAGCUUUGGUGGCCGUGAAACCCUUAGCUCGUAACGAACGACUCUACCCGGAACUCCCAUCACAACCAGAACUAGUACCAUUUACUAAAGAACAGUUGAAAAUCUUUGAGCCUGGUUCAUGGCUGGAAAAUGUUGAGUCAUACUUAGAAGAAUUUGACAGCAUGGCUCAUCAGGACAGGCAUGAAUUUUAUGAGUUGCUUUUAAACUACUCACGGUGUAGGAAGCAGCUGCUGCAGGCUGAAGCUGAGCUACUUACCCUGACGUCUGAUUGCCAAAAUGCUAAAAGCCGACUGUGGCACUUUAAGGAGGAGCAAAUGUCUGUACAGGGUAUCUGUGCAGAUCAAGUGAAAGUUUCAGGCUAUCAUCGCUACCAGACAGUAGAGAUGAAUGAAAAUGCACUGGGGGAGCUAAAGAAGCUAUUUGAUGCCAAAUCUGAGCACCUCCACCAGACCCUGGCUCUGCAUUCUUACACAUCCGUGCUCUCGCGGUUGCAAGUGGAGUCUUACAUCUAUGCACUGCUCAAUAGUUCAGCUGUUCUGAGAUCUCUAGCAAUUCAUCAGCAAGGCCGAGUGCCUAAGCAGGCAGAAAGUAUCCCCUCUGACCUGUGUCAGCUAAAGGAGUGCAUUAGUGUCUUAUUCAUGUUCACCAGGAGAGUUAAUGAAGAUACUCAAUUCCAUGACGACAUUCUUCUCUGGCUGCAGAAAUUGGUAUCAGUGUUACAGAGAGUUGGCUGUCCUGGAGAUCACUUCUUCAUUCUGAACCAUAUUCUUCGAUGCCCCGCUGGUGUUAGUAAAUGGGCUGUUCCUUUCAUCCAGAUCAAAGUGUUGAAUAACCCGUCAGGGGUCUUUCACUUUAUGCAGUCCCUUGCUCUGCUCAUGUCUCCUGUCAAAAAUCGAGCAGAGUUCAUGUGCCACAUGAAGCCCAGUGAGCGGAUACCAUCCUCUUCGGGGCCGGCGUCGGGGACCUGGACGCUAGUAGAUGAGGGAGGAGAAGAGGACGAAGACCCUGAGACUAGUUGGAUUCUCCUUAAUGAAGAUGACUUGGUUAUCCUGUUAUCACAGUUUCCAUUUCAUGAACUCUUUCAAUAUCUUCUUGGGUUUAAGGCAAAAGGUGAUUAUUUAGCUGAAACAACAAGACCUCAAGAGAUGAUGAAAAUUUUUGCCUUUGCCAACUCCUUAGUGGAACUUCUGGCUGUGGGGUUAGAAACCUUUAAUAGAGCACGCUACAGGCAGUUUGUGAAGCGCAUUGGUUACAUGAUCAGGAUGACCCUUGGUUAUGUGAGUGACCAUUGGGCACAGUAUGUGAGCCACAAUCAAGGCCUGGGACUGGCCCUGCAGCCCUACUCCACAGAGAAACUACAGGUUGAGUUUGAUGAGCUGUUUUUGAGGGCUGUUCUACACGUGCUGAAAGCCAAAAGACUUGGCAUUUGGCUGUUUAUGUCUGAGAUGCCCUUUGGGACCCUGUCGGUCCAGAUGCAGUGGAAGCUCUUCUACCUCAUGCACCAGGUGGAAAGUGGGAGCCUGGAGCAGCUCUGUGCCACCCUGCAGCCCGCCGAGUGCAAGAAGCAGCUCCAAGACCCAGAGCAUUUUGUGAACUUUGAGAAGUGUCUUUCUUCCAUGAAUAGCUCAGAAGAGAUUUGCCUUCUGACUACAUUUGCUCAGAUGGCACAGGCCAGAAGAACCAACGUGGAUGAAGACUUCAUAAAAAUUAUUGUUCUGGAGAUAUAUGAGGUAUCUUAUGUUACCCUGUCCACCAGAGAGACUUUUUCAAAGGUUGGCCGAGAGCUUUUAGGAGCCAUCACAGCUGUUCACCCUGAGAUUACUUCUAUUCUUUUGGAUAGAGUUCGAGAGACCAUUGAUCAGGUUGGAAUGGUUUCUUUAUACUUGUUUAAAGAAUUGCCUUUAUAUCUUUGGCGACCCUCUACCUCCGAGAUAGCUGUAAUUCGGGAUUGGUUGUUGAAUUAUAACCUGACAGCAGUCAAGAAUAAACUGGCCUGUGUUAUUCUCGAAGGACUGAACUGGGGAUUUGGUGAACAGGGAGUCCUUCAUCUGAAUCAAGCAGUCCAUGCUGAAGUGGCUCUAAUGGUUCUUGAAGCUUACCAGAAGUAUCUUGCACAGAAGCCAUAUGCUGGGCUUCUUUCUGAAAGUAUGAAGCAGGUGUCAUAUUUGGCCAGUAUUGUUCGUUAUGGAGAGACACCUGAGACUUCAUUUAACCAAUGGGCCUGGAACUUGAUCUUGAGGUUAAAACUGCACAAAAAUGAUUACGGAAUGCAGCAGAAUUGUCCGACUGUACCCUUCUCCAGCACUGUCCCUGACAUGACUGAGUCACCCACGUUUCAUCCUCUCUUGAAGGCUGUGAAAGCGGGCAUGCCCAUUGGCUGUUAUCUUGCCUUGUCCAUGACGGCCGUGGGCCACAGCAUUGAGAAGUUCUGUGCAGAAGGCAUUCUACUGCUGGGAGUUCUGGUCCAGUCAAGACAUUUGAGAACAGUGGUCCAUGUUCUGGAUAAGAUUCUCCCUUUGUUCUACCCCUGCCAGUAUUACCUUCUGAAGAAUGAGCAGUUUUUGUCACACCUCCUCCUGUUCCUGCACUUGGACAGCGGCGUCCCUCAGGGUGUCACGCAGCAGGUCACCCACAAGGUGGCACAGCACCUGACAGGAGCCAGCCAUGGGGACAAUGUGAAGCUUCUCAACAGCAUGAUCCAGGCGCACAUAUCUGUAAGCACUCAGCCCAACAAAGUGGGCCCCGUUGCCGUGUUGGAGUUCUGGGUUCAGGCUCUUAUAAGCCAACAUCUUUGGUACCGAGAACAACCCAUCCUCUUUCUCAUGGACCACUUGUGUAAAACAGCUUUUCAGCUGAUGCAGGAAGACUGUGUGCAGAAAUUACUCUACCAGCAACAUAAGAAUGCUUUGGGCUACCACUGUGACCGGAGUCUGCUGUCUUCUUUGGUGAGCUGGAUUGUGGCUGGCAACAUCACUCCUUCCUUUGUGGAGGGCUUGGCCAUGCCCACUCAGGUCUGGUUUGCAUGGACUGUACUGAACAUGGAAUCCAUCUUUGAAGAAGACUCCCAGCUCCGAAGAGUUGUCGAAGGGGAAUUGGUUAUAAACCCUGCUUUUACCCCUGACCAAGCUCUGAAGAAAGCCCAGGCCCAGCUGAAGCUCGCCAUCAUCCCGUCCCUCCAGAGGCUGCUGAUUUAUCGUUGGGCCCACCAGGCUCUGGUCACGCCUUCUGAUCACCCUCUUCUGCCACUCAUUUGGCAGAAGUUCUUCCUCCUGUAUCUUCACCGCCCAGGACCUCAAUAUGGGUUACCCAUUGAUGGUUGUAUUGGAAGAAAGUUUUUUCAAAGCCCUGCUCAUAUGAAUUUGUUGAAAGACAUGAAGAGGCGCCUGACUGAGGUGGCCGACUUCCACCAUGCUGCGAGCAAAGCCCUGCGCGUUCCAGCAGAGGGCAGUGAAGGGCCAUGUGAGAGCCAGGCGGGCACCCCUGGUUUCCUCACAUCACCAGAGCUGCACACGGAACUUGUGAGGCUUUUCAAUGUAUAUAUAUUAUGGCUAGAAGAUGAGAAUUUUCAAAAAGGAGAUACUUAUAUCCCUUCCUUACCAAAGCAUUAUGAUAUUCACAGGCUAGCAAAAGUGAUGCAGAAUCAGCAGGAUCUGUGGAUGGAGUAUUUGAACAUGGAGCGCAUUCAUCACGAGUUUCAGGAAGCUGUUGGUCUGUGGACCCAGACCAAGCUUGAGUCCCAUUCCCCGCCCUGCAGUUUGUCAGUGCAGCUGGACUUCACCGAUCCUUUGUUGGCUAAAGAAAGGGUUUUAGGUAACUUGCGAAAACAUGAGCUUCCCCAUCCUUCCCUUGCUCUGCACCCAAUGAGACCUCCCGUCCCGGUGAUUUCCUCAGCCACGCUACUGAGUCAGAAGGAUGCCACCCAGCUUGUGCGUACGGACCUGAACCUGCUGCAACAGCAGGCCAGAGCUGCAGCUCUUCGAGAAUCUCAGCAGGUUGCCCUGGAUAGUGAGCUGUUGGACACAAUGCCCAAGCAGUAUGUUAAUCGAGAAGAACAGAUCACACUACAUGUGGAGUGUAGAGGCAGUAGUGGUAAGAAGUGCCAAGGAGCAGCAGUUAUAACAGUUCAAUUUGAAGGUAUGCAUAAGAACGAAGCAGUAAGCCAGCAGCUCCAUGUUUUGCGAAAAGACGUGAAGCAUUUGCAGGCGGAAGCCGCUAAGCCGCCGUCGCUGCGCGUUGUGGAAGCUGCUGUGCAUGCAGAAAACUUGAUUACGGCCUUAGUGAAUGCGUAUAAGUUACAGCCUACACCUGGAGUUCAGAAAGUUGGUAUUGAUCUUUUCUUUACUGUUGUGGAUUAUGUCAGCGAUGAGACACAGCGUCAUCCUCCUACAAGGCAGUUCUUUACGUCAUGCAUUGAGAUCUUGGGUCAGGUGUUUAUCAGUGGCACUAAAUCGGAGUGCAAGAAGGUACUUCAGACCAUCCUGAAGAAUAGAAGGCUCUGCUCUCUUCUGUCUCCUUUCUUCACUCCCAAUGCUGCGCCUGCAGAGUUCAUAGAGCUGUAUGAGAAAGUGGUCAAGUUUCUAAGUGAGGACAAUAGUGAUAUGAUUUUCAUGCUGCUAACUAAGUUCGAUCUUAACCAAUGGCUAAACUCCACUAAACCUCCUCUGUCUGAUCGUACCAGGCUUCUGGAAUCCAUUCAUUUGGCACUUACUGCCUGGGGCCUUGAACCAGAUGAGGAUAUUUUGAUGCCAUUUAAUCUUUUCUGUAAGCACUGGACUUACCUUCUUCUCUAUCAGUUCCCUGACCAGUACAGUGACAUUCUCAGGCUGCUGAUGCAAAGCUCUGCUGAGCAGCUACUGAGCCCUGAGUGUUGGAAAGCCACUCUGAGAGCCCUGGGCUGCUGCCCCCCUGACUGCCAGCAGGGGGCAGCUUCUGCCGAGAGCACUGCGCUUCAAAGCUCACCAGAUGUUCUCUUGUCAGACAAGCAGGUAAUGGAGACUAUACAGUGGCUCUCAAACUUUUUUUAUAAGCUUCGGUUAUCCAAGUUGGACUUUAAGAGCUUUGGCUUAUUCUCAAAAUGGAGUCCUUACAUGGCUGAUGUGAAGACACUGUUGGGCUAUCUUGUGAAAAGGCUGAUUGACUCUGAAAUGGCAUGCUUGGUCCAAGACCCAUCUGCCAGCAGCAAAACAGUUCUGAAAUCCCUACAUUCAGUGAUCAUCCAGCUCUUUAAGCCGUGGAUCCUGGUCUUAGAGGACAAUGAGAGCAACCAACGACAUUACCCCUGGUUAGAGAGUGAUGCUGUGGUGGCCUCAAGUAUAGUGCAAUUAUUCACUGACUCUAUUGACUCAUUACAUGAGAGUUUUAAAGAUCAACAAAUGCUACCCUUGACCCCUGUCUUAAAAGAUAAGCUGCUGCCAGGUGACGAAGGAGCCCUUCGAUUACACCUGAUGCAUUAUUGCGAAGCCUGUACAGCACCCAAAAUGCCAGAGUUCAUUCUGUACACAUUCCAUAGUGCGUACCAGAAACUCAAGUGGAGGGACCUGCACCCCGAUCAGAUGCUUAUGGAGGCCUUCUUCAAAGUGGAACGAGGAAGCCCCAAGAGCUGUUUCUUGUUUUUGGGGUCUAUACUCUGUGAAGUCAAUUGGGUUAGUGUGCUCUCUGAUGCCUGGAAUCCCAAUCCCCGCCCUGAAACCAGAAGCAUGAUUGUCUGCCUCCUUUUCAUGAUGAUUUUAUUGGCAAAGGAAGAUCAACUAGUAGACCAAACAGAUUCGGCUUUAGUCAGUCUCCUUGGACAGACAAGCUCACUUUCAUGGCAUCUUGUGGAUAUUGUGUCAUACCAGAGUGUGAUAGGUUAUUUCAGUAGCCAUUAUCCGCCGUCCAUCAUCCUGGCUAAAGAAUCUUCUGCCGAAUUAAUAGUGAAGCUCCUAAAAGUGUCUGCAGGCCUUUCCAUUCCAACUGAUGGCCAGAAACAUCUUGAUGCAGUUCCAAAAUGCCAAGCGUUCACUCAUCAGGUGGUCCAGUUUCUCAGUACCCUGGAGCAAAAUGGAAAAAUCACUUUAGCAGUCCUUGAGCAGCAAAUGUCUAAACUCUUAGAUGAUAUCAUUAUCUUUAACCCACCUGACAUGGACAGCCAGACCCGCCACAUGGCCCUCAGUAGCCUCUUUGUGGAAGUCCUAAUGAUGAUGAACAACGCAACUAUUCCAACUGCUGAGUUCCUCCAGGGCAGUAUCCGGACCUGGAUUAGCCAAAAAGUGCAUGGGCUGGGGGUGCUGCCCCUUUUAACAGCAGCCUGCCAGAGCCUGGCUUCCGUCCGCCAUAUGGCUGAGACCACAGAAGCCUGCAUCACGGCCUACUUCAAGGAAGACUCCCUCAAUCAAAAUGUAGGAUGGGGCCCCAUUCUGGUGUCCCUUCAAGUUCCUGAGCUCACCAUAGAAGAAUUUCUGCAGGAGUGCCUGUCCCUGGGCAGUUACUUGACUCUUUAUGUCUACUUGCUUCAGUGUUUAAAUAGUGAACAGACUCUAAGGAAUGACAUGAAAGUGCUGCUCAUCUUAAGCAAGUGGUUGGAACAGGUGUAUCCAAGCUCUGUGCAGGAAGAGGCAAAGCUGUUUUUGUGGUGGCACCAGGUUCUGCAGCUGUCCCUGAUUCAGACGGAGCAGAACGACUCUAUCUUGACAGAAUCUGUCAUUCGAAUUCUGCUCAUGCUUCAGAGCAGACAGAGCCUGGUGGCUGAGGAGAGGCUCAGCUCUGGGAUUCUGGGGGCAAUUGGGUUGGGCCGGAAGUCACCCUUGUCUAACAGGUUCCGAGUGGUUGCCCGAAGCAUGGCUGCCUUCCUUUCAGUUCAGGUUCCUACAGAUGACCAGAUUCGACUGAAGCCUGCCUCUGAAUUACAUCUGACUCUGAAAGCUCAGCAGGCUCUGAAUGCUCUGGAAUCCAUGACAUCAAAUAAGCAGUAUGUUGAAUACCAGGAUCAGAUAUCUCAAGCUGCCAAGUUUAUAAAGCAUCCUGGCCAUUGCCUCCAAGAUGGGAAAAGCUUCCUGGCUCUUCUCGUUAACUGUCUCUAUCCAGAAGUGCAUUAUUUGGACAACAUACGAUAGUACACCGAGGCCCAUAGAAAAUCUGUUGUUUAUGUUUACAUUUAACUUUGCUGUUGCACAAGGAACUUUGCUCAGUUUCACUGCAGAGCUCAGUUCAGCCAAUGAGUAGUGACUGGGAUGCACGCUGCAGGCCCUGGAAAACUACUGUGCAUGUACGCGUGUGUGUGUUUUAUUAGCCCCUAAGACUUCCCUAGAACUUUUUAGUUUUUAUGUCAUCCAACAAGAGACACUUAGUAAGUUCCACUUGGGGACAGUACCCCUCACAGUUGCCGAAUUCACCAGUCAUCUCACAAGACCCCAGGGUGGGGUUCUUUGUAUGUCUUCACUUCUGCCUCCUCUGGUUUUGUUGAAAUGUGAAGACUUUGGGCGUCAUGUAGAAGCCUCACUUUUGAACACCGUCUGAGUUCUUCCAAAGUAAAACAUACCAACUUUGAAAAUGUCUGCGUUUCUCAAAAGUGAGGAAAUACAUCAGCUUAAAGGAAUUGUGUUACCUGUCUAAGAAGGGAGUUAAGAGUGCUGAGCUAGUCAGGAGCCACAUUCACGACUGCAGGUCCUCUGUUUCCAACCACUGCUAACAACUGACAAUAAAAGACUGGCAUUUAAAGUGAGUCAUUGUCUAGAAUGUGACCACUUGAUCCUGGGUGUAGCGGACCCAGGAGAUGGUGUCAGGUUUGUCUCCAUCCAGCUGUGUGUCCUCAUGGAGAGGAGCCAUCCAUCCACGUCGGGGUUGCAUGCUGAAGGUUUGUGAUGAGAAUCCUGGGCACAGUGUGUUUUCCUUGGUCCGUGUGGUGGAGUGUGUAGGCGGGACUUACUCUCCACUUCGUUGCCAUUCCUCCAUUCCUCUUGAUCCUUCUCCCAGCCCUCCCGUCGUUCCCAUCACUCACUCAGCUCCUGUCAGCGUCCGAGUUUGUAACUCCUGAUAGACACUACACUGGGUAUCUGAAGGCCCACUGCUGAGAGAGACUGAAGACUGGAUGAUUCUGUAAUCCCUACUUGUUUCUUCAUUCUCUGUUUAAACUCAAAAGAAGAUCGUGGACCUGCGGAAAUGUGUCUUUGGAAAUCGAAUCAGAGCAGGAGACUUGCUGAAGUUUGGCUUUUUUUUCAGUAGUGAUGUGCCUUCUGUUGUUAACAAUGCAUCCAUUACCAAAGCCUGUCUGUAGUGUUGCCUUGUUCUGUUGCUAUCUUCUCGCUCAUGUCAUUUCCCCCAAGAAUUAGCAAAUUGACUUCUGUACUCAUAUUUGUAAUUCUUUUGGCUCAGACUUGAUUUUAUUUGUCCGGCUUGCAUAAUGUUUCUUUUGUUUAUGGGUUAUCAAUAGCCCAAGAACACUUACUGAAGAAUGGCCAGUCACUGACAGCUUAUUGUGGGAUGCUAGUGAUACAGGUUAAUGGAGCGAUAACCUCUUCUCAAGUCUCUUUUUUGGAGUAUUUCCCCAGCAUUUGGAAGUAUGUAGGGGCCCUUCUUACUGAAUUUCUGUAGUUGGGCAGAAGAAUUCCACCUCACAGACCUGCUCUGGAGCUCUGAUAAAGAUCAUCCCUGUUCAUCCUCCCAAGUGUUGUUAACCCCAGUGGCCACCUCAGAGUUGACCUGUCUUAGAGCUUUGCCUUGUGCUUGCUUCUUUGUCAGAUAAUGUUUCUCCACCGUCAAAAUUGGUCGUCUUCCCUGGGAAAUUUUAGAAGCUGUGAACAAUUUGAAUGGUUGGUUUGAGAACAGUGAUUUUCUCACAGGAAAUAUUUGGUGUGCUGUUUUCUUUGAGGAGGAUGUAAUUGUGGAUCUCCUAGAAUGUGAAAUUUUUGAGUGACAGUAUGUACAUUUUAAAGAGAAGUUUAACCUGUUAAUUUGAAAGUUUAUAAUAUUUGUAAUGUAUUUUGGUCUGUAAAAACCAUAAAAAAAAAAAAUUUGGUGGUAGCUGGUAACCCAAUUUACAAGGCUAUCACAGUUUCUUAUAAAGCAUCUCAGUUGUUAAAAUCCAUGUAGAUCUUAAUGCCUGAUGUCACCAAAUUUAUUUGACAUUGUAAAGAUGAUCGGAGAUGGUCAGUGAAAGUACUCCCUCAUUAACUUCUUCAUGCUCAACAUUGGAGAGUUUACUCACUGCCUAGAUUCCUGUGAGAGGUUCUAGGCUACGAAAGUGCUUCAGAGACACUGAGAUAGUUCAGAACAUGACAGCACUGCUGUAGACUCUUGGAAAAGAAGGAAGCAGGUAGACCAGCAUGCUCUAUAGCUUUCAGGGGUAAUGAGCAAAAACAGUCUGCUGCUAGAGUGCAGGCAGCACCAUUUCAGAAACAGUGACGUGCCUUGCAGGUAGAUACCUGGACCGAGCCCAAGGCCUGCCUUGUGUGUUGAGCAGUGUUGAAGGUGAACUUGUGCACGUUCCAGGCCAUCAGAUGAGGCCAUCAGAGGCCUCUUCAGAUGAGGAUGUCUAACAGCUUCUGAGAGGAGGGGGCAGCACUUUGGUCUCAAUGAAAAGCAUCUUUUCUGCUUCUCCACUCACCAUUCCUCACUCUGGGGUACACAAAGGAUGGGUCAGAGAAUCAGACUUGAUCCUCCUUAUCUAUUGCUCCACCUCCUAACUCCGGAAUUAGCGAACGGCUGAAAGCUGGGAGGCACAGAGCACUGAGGGAGGGAAGUCUUGCAGAUGCGCCUGCAGAGCCUGAUGGUGGCAGCUGGAGCCAGGACCCACCCAUACAUGUUUCCCAAGCUCCUGCCACACUCAGGACCUCAACCCGGAGACAUGGCUCAUUUCUUAUUUUCAUGGUCAGUUUGUUGGCUCAUUCACAAGGCAGUCAAUCUACAGCUACUUCUCCCUCUCCUGAGUUGUGCCUCAGUCUCUCAGUUCUUUGAAGUUGGGGGAAUCCUAGUCCAGAAAGUAAAAACCCACAGACCAGCCCAGCCUCACUGUUACCAAGUGUCACCUUCCUCAUUCUCCUGAUCAGUCACCAAAAUCAUUGCUGUCCAUGUUGUACCAGUUAGAGUGUCGGAGACUGUUAUGGAUUGAAUCGUGUACCCCCAAAAUGUGUGUCAACGUUGCUAGGCCAUAAUUCCCAGUAUUGUGUGGCUGUCCAUCACUUUAUGAUCUGAUGUGAUAAUCUUACAUGUUAAAAAUCUUGACCUCCAUGAUGUCAGUGAGACAGGAUCAGAGGCAGUUAUGUUAAUGAGCAGGACUCAGUCUAUAGGAUUAGGUUGUAUCUUGAGUAUAUCUCUUAAGAUAUAAAAGAGAAUCGGCCAGAGAGGAAGGGGACCUCUACCACCAAGAAAGAAGAACCAGGAGCCGAGUGUAUCCUUUUGACCUGGGGUCCCUGCACUGAGAAUCUCCUAGACCCCAGAGAAGAUUGAUGCCAAGACACAUGGAGAUUUCCAAGAAAUGCUGGGCCCAUAGAUGUUGAAAGGGGACAAGAACCUUCCUCCAGAGCCGACAGAGAAAGCCUUCCCCUAGGUUGGGGCUGUGAAUUUGGAUUUCUAGCCUCCUAAACUGUGAGAGAAUAAAUUUGUUUGUUAAAGCCAUCUACUUGUAUUUCUGUUAUAGCAGCACUAGAUAACUAAGACAGUGAUACACAGUUUUUCAUUGGGUUUUUAAUUAUAAAAUGAAUUAUUUCUUCUGGAACCUGAAGCAAAUGUCAUAGAAUCACAGAUUCUUAGAAGGGGCAUUAAAGCUCAUCUGGACCCACCUUCAGCAGGAAAUCCCCAACAAGGGAUCCUUCAGCCUCUCUCCGACCCAUCCUAGUGACUUGUUUUAGCUUAGUCCCUCGUGGGCAAGUCCAUGUGAUUAGAAGGCUGUAUUUGUAGUUUUUUCUGAUACUGAGCUGAAAUUGGCCUCCUGGUAACCAUGCCCAUUGAUCAUGCUUCCAUCUGGAGCAAUCCAGACUGGGGUACUCUUGCCCUAACAGCAACCCUUCAGACAUUUUCAGAUCUCAUCACCUCUCUGAUAACACUCACCCCAUAGUCCUCUCCAGGCUAGAUGCCCCCAUGCCUUUAGGUAGUCCUCUUCCACCAUAAUGGUAUCUCAUCGGGCUGGACUUUUGAAAAAGUAUCUAACUUUGUGUUUUUCUAAAAGGGCUGUGUCUGGGAUUAGCAGGGCCAGGAGUAGGGUAAGGCAAGUGAGGCACCUAGGGUGUAAAAUUUCAGGAUGUGCUCACUGUAGGCAUUUCCUUGCAGGGCCCCAAAAGCAUGCCCCCUUCCAUGUUGUGCCCUAGAUGCCUGGCUUGCCUCACCGUAGUCCCUGUCCUGGGGAUUAGAGUUUCACUAGCUGUGGUCCAAGCAAUGUGGUUUGCUCCCCUGGACACUGAGGCAGCGUCAGCUUUUCAGUAGCUGUGCCAGAUGGUGGGCAGAUUCAGCUAGUGCCUAGUUCAAACUUCAGACCUUGGUUUAUAUAAGCUGCUGCUGAAGACUGGUCUUGUCCCAUGUUUUCAUGAUAGGUCUAACAAUCGAUAAGGCACUUUGUGCUUAUCCUUGAGAAUUGUCUGCUAUUGGUUUUGAGCCAACUUUCCAACUUCUGAAGCAGUAGCUGAUUAUUUUUCUGUUAAAUUUGUCCUGUUAAGCAAAAUGGAGAAUGUAAUGUUGGUAAAUAAGCAUAUUGCUUUAAAAAAUAUAUAUACUUUUCUGUGAUCUUCCAUUUGUGUCUGGGUUGUGCUGGGUAAAGUUCUUGGCUUACAGCCGGGCAGUGAUACCGACUUUGUUCUGGUCCAUGAUGAUAGAACAUGUCCUAGGCAUUUGCCUGAGCAUCGUCUGUCUUUAAGCACCUAUGUUUGAAGUUUUCUUCACUGUGGGUGGGUUACUGAUUUCUGAUGAUAAUAACUUGAAGGAAAAAAACCCACUAUUUUGGAAUAAAGAAGUUGCUAAGGGACAUUGUUGAUUACUAUAACUUUUUGAAUGUACAGAUGUAAUCUCUCUCAUUGAGCACUAAGAGAAUUUUUCUUCCAGUGGUUUAAAAUCACUUAUGAGGAGACAAAUAUUGAACUGCGUUUAACUCUUUUCCUUCGCAAAUGUAUAGCGUGAUCUUUAAAAUCAUGACUUUAUUUUGAUCAUUAACCUGUGCAAGAUUCACUUCUCGUUGUUCAGCAUUUUACAUGUCUAUACACUGGGGUUUUUAUAUCAUAGUGAGAAACAAGAAGAAAUGGGGAUUGGUUAAGUAAAAUUCUGCAAAUAAACCUGGUUCAGAUUUGAUUUA